This is a messenger RNA of Cephus cinctus (wheat stem sawfly), 2376 nucleotides long. It is a transcript of the gene Galt, whose product is annotated as probable galactose-1-phosphate uridylyltransferase. Gene Ontology annotation, cellular component: cytoplasm. The transcript is spliced from 5 exons. Gene Ontology annotation, molecular function: zinc ion binding; UDP-glucose:hexose-1-phosphate uridylyltransferase activity. Gene Ontology annotation, biological process: beta-D-galactose catabolic process via UDP-galactose, Leloir pathway. Lineage: Eukaryota; Metazoa; Arthropoda; Insecta; Hymenoptera; Cephidae. Bases 817 to 2007 code for a protein of 396 amino acids. The record is from RefSeq and is a predicted model, not a curated record.
CUUUUUCAUUAGAUAGCACGCAUAGAACGCAUCCCUAAACUUACACUUCAUUCAGACAGAAUGAUUCUCUCAGAGAUCUCGGCUCAUUUUGGAACACACCUAUUGGGAUCUGCCGGUUAGGAUUUCAGUUUCAUAUAAACCGUUAAAAAUUUUAUUAUUUUUAUGGUCAACCACUUUUUCGAAGUCCGUUUUGAUUUUCUUUAUUUUCCACAAUUUAUAAACAAUCGAUAUUUAUAUUAUUUAUUAAGUAAAAUAUGUUUUGACAAUAGUGCUAUUUGGAUAUCCUGCUACUGGGAGAACCAGUGACUAGUACGAAACCUAUGAUGUGCUUUACAGGGGCCCGUCAACGAGUUGCGAUAGCGUAUGCUACGUGCGUUACGCUGGGUAGCACUAUUUCCAAAACGUGGUAGCGUAGCGGGUGGUAUCAUUAUUACGGAGUCCGGUCCAGUGCAGGUCAUGUUACAUAACAAAUUAUAUAUAUUCUUUAACCGUACACUUUUAAAUAACGGUUAUUAAGCUGCCAUUCAAGGGUAAAUCGUAAAAGGAAGAUAAGAACUUUCAAGUUACAGAGUGACGGGAAACGUAGAAUAUUAUUAAAGUUGAAGAAAUAUAUCAGUCAAGUCAGCACAAUUGCUCUUUAGAAAGAAUUGCAAGUACAAUUAAAUAAGUGCUUAUCACACAUUGUGUAAUCAGCUCAUUAGAUUAAACUUUUCGAAACAAAGUAUUUCUCGAGAAAAUAAUGUCUCUGAAAAAAAAGUAAAUAAAUUGUAUAAUAAUUUAUGGAGGUGUUUAUUCGAAGGAAAAAGUUAAUCGGUAAUGAUGGAACUUGAUACUGCAUCGCAAAGUGAAAACGGUGAUUCUGACGAUGCAACGAAUUUCGAUGCUACCGAACAUCAACAUAUUAGAUAUAAUCCUUUAAGCGGCGAAUGGGUUUUGGUCUCACCACAUCGCAUGAAACGCCCCUGGGCUGGCCAAAUAGAAGUGAACGACGAAAACGAAAUUCCUGAUUAUGAUCCGCAUAAUCCACUAUGUCCUGGAAAUGUCAGAGCUAAUGGAGAGAUUACACCAAAUUACAGCAAAACAUACUCGUUCGUGAACGACUUUCCCGCGUUGCUAGAUACGGUACCUAGUCCGCCAAAAUCCGAAGAUGAAUUAUUUCAAAUGGAUCAUGCAAGAGGAACAUGUAAAGUUUUGUGUUUCCAUCCAAAAUCGAAUGUUACUAUAGCUCUUAUGCAGGUCGAGGAAAUCAAGGAGGUUAUAAAGCAGUGGAUACGCGAAAUGCUUGAAUUGGGAAAGAAGUGGACUUGGGUUCAAAUAUUUGAAAAUCGAGGUGCACUUAUGGGCUGCAGCAAUCCUCAUCCACAUUGUCAAAUUUGGGCAAGUUCUUAUUUACCUAAUGAACCUAGGAAAAAGGACAAGUUGCUUUCUGAAUUUUACUCACGCCAUAACAAGCCAUUACUCAUUGAUUACAUGGAAAAGGAAAUAACAAAAAAGGAACGUCUUGUUCUUGAAAAUAGUGAUUGGAUUGUGGUAGUACCCUUUUGGGCAUUGUGGCCAUAUGAAACUAUGAUUUUGCCAAAGAAACAAGUUAUUAGAAUGCAGGAUUUAACAGCAAGUCAACAAGAAAAUUUAGCUAUUAUCAUGAAGAGGUUGUGCACUUUGUAUGAUAAUCUAUUUCACUGUUCCUUUCCAUAUACCAUGGGUUGGCAUGGUAAGCUAUAUUGCAAUUCAAAUAGUUACAGAUUGCAGUUGAAUAAACAUGUAUUAAUUAAAGGUGCUCCAACUGGUGAGAUUGGCCUGAGCAAGGACUAUAAUUAUUGGACCUUUCAUGGAAUUUACUUUCCUCCUUUGUUACGUUCGGCAUCAGUGAAGAAGCAUAUGGUUGGCUAUGAACUACUGGCACAAGCACAAAGAGAUUUGACCCCUGAACAAGCUGCAGAAAGAUUACGCGGUUUACCAAACGUACAUUACAAAUUCCCUGAGACGAGUUUAGCGCCAGAAAAAUAGAUGAAUUGUUGUGGUUAUAGUGCGCCGCAGCUGUAUAGUUCUUGCCAAAGUUUAUUGUAUAAAAAUAAUUUUUCUUUGUUCCGCAAGAUAGUUCACAUAAUCGGAUAUAAAAAACGCAAAUUGAUCUCUCAUUCGUGUAAUCAGUAUAUUGGGAAGAGGGGAUCAAAUUUACGUGACCACGCAUGGAUACCUCCUUCUAUAUCUCUUAUUUUUACGUUAGGAUUAUCAAAGUACUUUUGCAAACGUUUCACAGCGUUCUGAGAAUCGUUUCCACGGCGACAUAAAACAAACACUGUCAAAAAAUUGCUCUUUUAGAUUUUCAGGAAAUUAAAUGUAGAUACGGUGGAACAUAAAGAUUACCUUCAACUA